This is a messenger RNA of Melanotaenia boesemani (Boeseman's rainbowfish), 3216 nucleotides long. RefSeq names its product tousled-like kinase 1a (gene tlk1a). The record is from RefSeq and is a predicted model, not a curated record. The transcript has 22 exons. Gene Ontology annotation, cellular component: nucleus. Gene Ontology annotation, molecular function: protein serine/threonine kinase activity; ATP binding. Lineage: Eukaryota; Metazoa; Chordata; Actinopteri; Atheriniformes; Melanotaeniidae. Gene Ontology annotation, biological process: intracellular signal transduction; chromosome segregation; peptidyl-serine phosphorylation. The coding region runs from base 197 to 2383 and encodes 728 amino acids.
AUGUUUAUUUCCCGUUCCGGGUGCUAAAGUGGUCGUAUGCGCUGCAGUAUCUACACACAAAAAGUAGCUUGAUGAGUAUCCAAAGUAGUGGAAGUUUGGAGGGGACGCCAUCUUUGGUCCCAGCUCUCCACGUCCCCAACACGGACUGUGCUUUCAGAAGCAUACCACGGCAGGGGUGAAGGCCUAGGAAGGCACCAUGGAGGAGCUGCACAGCCUGGACCCCCGUAGACAGGAGCUGCUGGAGGCACGUUUUAUGGGUGGGGUCAGUGGCAGCACGGGGGGCAGCACUUGCAGCACAAGUGGGGGAACCAAAGGAUUGACCAACAAUGAAUGUUCAAAUCAUAGUUUCGGAAGUCUGGGAUCUUUGAGUGACAAAGAGUCGGAGGGGUCAGAUUCGAAAAGAGGCAGUUCUCCUGCUUAUUCGACUCCAGAGAAGAAACAGUCUGAAUCAACCAGAGGCAGAAAAAGGAAACCUGACAUUCAGUCAGAGAGCAGCCAAGGAAAAUCAGCUGUGCGAGGACCCAAAAUAAGUGAUUAUUUUGAUUUCCAGGGAGGAAAUGGGUCCAGUCCUGUCAGGGGUCUCCCUCCAGUGCUCCGCUCACCCCAGAACUCACAUUCCCACUCGGCUCAGGGCACUGCUGUUAGACAAAAUAGUUCUUCUCCUCCUAGUCUGUCUUUUGGGGACCACAUGACGCAUCCAAAGCAGUUAGCUGUCAAAUUUGUUCAGACUGACCUUACAGUGUUAAAAUUGGCUGCCCUUGAAAGCACUAAGAACCUAGACCUGGAGAAGAAAGAAGGCAGGAUAGAUGACUUGCUAAGGGCCAACUGUGAUCUCAGGAGACAGAUAGAUGAGCAACAAAAAUUACUUGAAAAGUACAAGGAACGCUUGAAUAAAUGCAUCACCAUGAGCAAGAAGUUACUUAUAGAAAAGAGUACCCAAGAGAAGCAGGCCUGUCGGGAGAAGAGCAUGCAGGAUAGACUACGAUUAGGCCAUUUCACAACAGUGAGACACGGGGCCUCAUUCACAGAGCAGUGGACGGAUGGCUAUGCUUUCCAAAACCUUGUCAAACAGCAAGAGUGGAUAAACCAACAGAGAGAAGACAUUGAGAGGCAAAGAAAGCUUCUUGCCAAGAGAAAACCUCCAUCCUCCAGCAACUCCCAAGCACCAACCACAAACUCAGAGCCAAAGCAACGCAAAACCAAGGCAGUAAAUGGAGCAGAGAAUGAUCCCUUUCUAAAACCCAGCCUACCUCAACUGCUGACACUAGCAGAGUACCACGAGCAGGAAGAGAUUUUUAAACUGCGACUUGGACAUCUGAAGAAGGAAGAAGCUGAAAUCCAGGCGGAGCUGGAGCGCCUGGAGAGAGUGCGCAACCUUCACAUUCGGGAGCUGAAGAGAAUAAAUAAUGAAGACAGUUCCCAAUUUAAAGAUCACCCAACGCUGAAUGAACGAUAUCUGCUUCUACACCUUUUAGGGAGAGGGGGCUUUAGUGAAGUUUACAAGGCUUUUGACUUGAUUGAGCAACGAUAUGCUGCAGUGAAAAUCCACCAACUUAACAAAAACUGGAGAGAAGAGAAAAAGGAGAACUAUCAUAAGCAUGCAUGUCGAGAAUACAGAAUACACAAGGAGCUGGACCAUCCAAGGAUUGUAAAACUUUAUGACUACUUCUCACUGGACACAGACACGUUUUGCACCGUUAUGGAGUACUGCAAGGGGAAUGACUUAGAUUUCUACUUGAAGCAGCACAAGCUAAUGUCAGAGAAAGAGGCACGGUCCAUAGUCAUGCAGAUAGUGAAUGCACUAAAAUACCUUAAUGAAAUCAAACCCCCCAUCAUCCAUUAUGACCUUAAACCAGGUAAUAUCUUGCUGGUGGAUGGCACAGCGUGUGGGGAAAUCAAAAUCACUGACUUCGGUCUUUCUAAAAUAAUGGAUGAUGACAACUAUGGUGUAGAUGGGAUGGACCUGACAUCACAGGGUGCAGGGACCUAUUGGUACUUGCCUCCUGAAUGUUUUGUGGUUGGUAAAGAACCUCCAAAAAUUUCCAAUAAGGUGGAUGUGUGGUCAGUGGGUGUCAUCUUUUUCCAGUGUCUGUAUGGAAGGAAGCCUUUUGGCCACAACCAGUCACAGCAGGACAUUCUGCAAGAGAAUACCAUACUGAAAGCUACCGAGGUCCAGUUCCCUGUUAAGCCUGUUGCCAGUAAUGAAGCAAAGGCUUUCAUAAGACGGUGUCUGGCAUACAGGAAAGAGGACAGGAUUGACGUUCACCAGCUGGGAAGUGACCCAUACUUGCUCCCUCACAUUAGAAGAUCAAGCUCCUCUGGAAAUCUGCAGAUGAGUGCUGCCAGCUCUGGACCAGCCUCCUCCAGUAUCAUCUCAUAUUGACAGUUUUGAAGUGUGUUAAGAGGCAAACUGACAGCUGCUGUUGUGCCUGUGGAGCUCCUCAGAGGCUUGGACUUCAGAAGAGGAACAAUCGGCAACAGAAGGAGCAGGAAACAGGCAGGGUUGGGGGUACCAGGCUUCUUCUUGUUUACUAAGGCUUGAUCAAUGGAUGGACAGUGACUGGAUGAUUUAAAGGACAUGGCUAAAUGGAUCGCUUUGAGGGUCCGACAAAAGCACUGAAACUGAUUUUGAACCUUGAAGAAAAUGUGACUGAUGAGAUGUUGCAGAUGGAUGAAGCCUUAAGGGGCUGAAGGGAAAUUUGGCAGCCCGCCAUUUAGGUUAAAUACCGUGGUCCUGCCAGGAUGCAAAUUAUUCAGCUGCUAGAAGUUAAUUUACUGUGAGGAGAAGACCGUCAUUGUUAAGUAGAACUUCAGAUAUUUCACUUUUGAUUUGGAUAAUUGUUUUUCACAAAGUUAGGCUUUAAUUUGAAUUCCUUAGCCAUGAGAAUGUAAUGUGUAGCAUAAAGUGACAUCUAGCGUCAUGUAGGUUGGAGCAGCAUACUUACAUAUGUUUAAUGCACAAAGUAACCAAAUGUAGAAAAUGAUAAAUGUAUAAAACCCUAUGCAGGAAUAAUUAAUAGAAAUUGGAAACUGUAUAUGCUGUAUAGGUGAAUUUUCAAAUUCUGAGCUUCAGCAGUAAUAUGUAGAGUUCAAAUUUUCCCAAUUUAAAAUUAGUUUCCUGGAGUGGUUCAAUUUUGUUUGCUCUUACUUUUUUAAGGGCUGUAUGUACCACUUUAGCUACAAAAAGUGAAUAAUAAUAAAUGCCAGGAAACUUUA